This is a messenger RNA of Penaeus indicus, 2269 nucleotides long. Its product is annotated as spermine oxidase-like. The record is from RefSeq and is a predicted model, not a curated record. NCBI's taxonomy places the organism in Eukaryota, Metazoa, Arthropoda, Malacostraca, Decapoda, Penaeidae. Gene Ontology annotation, molecular function: polyamine oxidase activity. The transcript has 12 exons. The coding region runs from base 213 to 1763 and encodes 516 amino acids.
UAUACAGAUAAUUGCUAUCUCUGUUGUGUAGGAGAUAUUGUAAAGCCUUCAGACAUGAAAGGAGAUAAGCCCUUUUGUUGCUGAGUACGAAAUAGAUAAAAAUAUCAGUUUAUCUUUAUGAGUGAGGCUGAGGUAAUAAGUGAGACAACAGAGUGGAUGGAGAACCUGAGUUGAUAUUCUGCUGUGGAUCAUUAGUUAUUCAAAAACAGAAGAUGGCAUGCAUUCCGCAGCAUGUGCGUGUAUGCAUAAUUGGUGCAGGUGUAGCAGGGCUUAGUGCUGCUCAGAAGCUUAUUCAGGCUGGAGUAAAAGACAUUGUUGUCCUUGAGGCUCAGGAUAGAAUAGGUGGAAGAGUCCACACAAUAGAACAUGGUGAUCAUGUAUUGGAGUUUGGCGCACACUGGAUCCAUGGAGAGGAAGGGAAUGUCGUCUAUGAGUGGGCCUCACAAAACAACCUUGUGGAUGAUGAACCCACUCUUAAGCAGACAGGUAUUGGUGAAACAGUAUUUGUCAGAGAAAAUGGAGAAGUUGUACCACCAGAGAUGAUCGAAGCUUUUGAAAUGGCUUUUGCAAAUCUCGAGGAACAGGGAGAGAAAGACUUCCCUUCCUACCCAAACUCUGUUGGGCAGUACUAUAAAGAACAAUUCAAGUCACUCAACCAGUGGGGUGGCAUUGGAGAGGAAUUGCUGAACUGGAGGGGAAAUUUUCAGAACUGCAUUGAUGGUACUGAUUCCUGGUACGAUUGUUCUGCAAAAGGACAUACUUGCUACAAGGAAUGCCCUGGAAACAUUGUGGUCAACUGGAAAAAUGGAUAUCGAGCCCUUCUGAACCACCUUAAGGAGCCAUUGCCCAAGUCUUGUCUUCAUUUGAAUUCAGCUGUAAAAACCAUUGACUGGCAUGGCUCUUUGGCUACAUCUACCAGCUGCAAUUUAACAUUGUGGUCUGGCCAGGUAAUAAGAGCAGACCAUGUUGUCUUCACCCCAUCUUUAGCAGUCUUGAAAGCAGUGGCUGAAGAAAUGUUCAACCCUCCAUUGCCAAUGGAGAAGUCAAGAGCCAUUGAGGGCUUAGGGAUUGGUGUUGUGGACAAGAUAUUCAUCCAGUUCCCACAGCAGUGGUGGGAGACAGGUUGUGAUGGUUUCAGCUUUUUAUACGACCAGGAAACUCCAGAAACAAUAACAAAGGAGAACUGGGAAUAUGGAAUCUUGGGCUUCUAUGAGGUGUUCAGACAACCCAAUAUGCUCUGUGGGUGGAUCACAGGACCAGCAGCCCGCAUGAUGGAGCAAGUCCACGAAGAGGAAGUGAUUAAGCGUUGUGUUUCCUUCCUGAGGAAGCGCUUAGCAUCCAAGUUCCAAAUUCCGGAUGCACUUUGGGGAACAAGAUCAACAUGGGGUCAGAAUCCUUGGGUAAAAGGGUCAUACAGUUUCCGCAGCAUCAAGUCUGAAGCUAUGAAUGUUUGGGCUGCAGAUCUGGCAUCCCCUUUGAUGAAUGCAAAAGAUGUUCCUGUUGUCUGCUUUGCGGGAGAGGCAACUCAUGACUACUUUUAUUCUACGGUUCAUGGUGCUGUCGAAACAGGCAGGAGAGAAGCGGAAAGGUUGAUCCAGUAUUUCUCGAGAAGUCAAGGCAUUCAAGAACCAGUAUUAUCAGCAGCAACCUCUAGUCAGAGAAAAGACAUAUCUUCUACAGUACAAAAUUCUGUCACAGAGAACUCAUCCCAGAGUGGAGAAAUAGACAGGGCAGUUAAAGCUGAUCCAUCUAGUAGAUUGUGAGCUUUGGUGGAAAAAAGCAUUUUCAACUGAAAACUUCCCAUAUGGUUAUGGUUUCUUGCAGGGACACAUCUAGAUAUAGUUAACAAAAUCAGUGCUAAGCUCAGUGGAUCUUUAAUCUAGAUACAUGUAAUUAGAUCAAUAAACUUUGUUAUAGUAUAUUUUGACUGGGGAAUAAGCCUUAUAAACACCCUUAGGUUGGGUCUGUAUGCAUACCUACAUAUAUGUUCUUCACUCUUACUGGUGCAAUAUUUUGUUUAUAACUUAGCCUUUCGUAAAUCCUAUUACAUUACUAAUACACAUGUUAAUUCUUUGCUAUUGGCUUUGGUAUUUAUGUAGAAGCAUAAGUAGGUGAUUGUAGUAUUUAAAUGUAGGUUGUGAUUAUUUAUGUUUAGAUAAGUGUAUUGGAGCCUUUGUGACGUCGUUUUAAUUGUAAUUUGCCUGGCAUUGUCUAAAUUUUGUAUGUUUUUUGUGUGUGUAUAAAGACUCACAAUUAAAGUGACAAAUUA